AUGGAUGGUGAUGAUGAUGAUGAUGAUGAUAACGAUACUAAUAGAGAGAUCAGGAUCAUUCGGGUCGGGUCGGGUCGGGUCAAAGCCGCUCCUAUGAGUAGCAGUAGCGCAGUAGUGACAGCAGCUAAGACACUGAAAGUGAAGACGAUUGCCUUCAAGCAAGGUACUGGUGACAGCGGUAGUAAUGGUAGCACUGGUAGCAGUAGCGGUAGUAGUGGUACGGUGGCGCUGUAUCGUCAUGGCUAUCCAUCAACGCCAUUGCCAAUCAGAUUCUCUUCCAAACUUUCAGUCAUUCUUCCUUUUAAAUUUUCAUCAACUUCAGGAGCGCUUAUAGUCUUCCAUUGUUGUACUGGGGAAGAAACUGCACAGACUGUAAAAUUUGCAUGA
Brugia malayi is the source of this 387-nucleotide messenger RNA. RefSeq lists its product as uncharacterized. The record is from RefSeq and is a predicted model, not a curated record. The coding region runs from base 1 to 387 and encodes 128 amino acids. The transcript is spliced from 4 exons. Lineage: Eukaryota; Metazoa; Nematoda; Chromadorea; Rhabditida; Onchocercidae.